ACCUAAUUAGCAUUAUUGCAAUCGAUGAUUUAAGCUGAAGACGUGUCAGUUCUUUUCUGAAGUUAAUCUGAGCAAGAUGUUGCAUUAUUGGUACCGUGUGUUGAUUUUCUUCGUGAACUGUGUCAUAAUAAUUAGGGGUGAUAGAGUAUCAUCAACUAAUCACUGCAGCGUAUUACCACUAUCAGAGCCGAAAUGCUUUUCACCUACCAAGGAUCGCACAAAUAAACCUGAGACUGGAGUGAAAGAGAUCAAUUUCAGAGAGAAAGAGAGUGAUAAAGAUAAAAUCACAACCAACCUUGGAUAUGGAGAAAACAUUCGGCUGGGAGAGGAUUACGUAGAUACGUUUGGGACAGGAGGAUCUGUUGUUAAAUGCGAAAAACAAUGUCUCAUAAAUAAGUAUAAAGAGAAAUUCGAGCCAAAACUGUACAAGCGCAAAAACAAGGACUUGAAUGGAGAUUUGGAGUCCAUUUCCUUUGCACAAUCAUUCAUAAUAACGAAGAGGGAAGUAUGGGAAUGCAAAAAGGAAAAUGAAGAAGUAGCUUUCUUAAGAAUUGUUACUGAAAUUCUCAGCAAAGAAGCUUUUGGAACUGUUGAGUUUGGGGAUGGAUUUGAAGUUACUGCAUUAACAAUCCCAUACAGACAAAGCACUAAUUCUGAAAGAUACAAUAAUUACAUUGUUGCAAGAGAAAUAAAGUACAUUGGUGAAAAUGAUAAAACUCUGAGAUAUGAUGGCGUUUUGAAAUUUAUGAAACCUCAGGAAGAAGUUACUGAUAGAAGAGAGUCUGUCCACAUAAGCCACUACAAAGAUUUCACAAAACUUUCUACAGAUAAAAUAUCCAAUUGGGAAAAGAAUCAAAAGGAGCUAAGCUCAGAUCAGGAAAUAUCUUAUUCACAAGGAAACACACUGAAGAACAUCAAACUUGAUACUCGUGAAAAAUCAAGUCGUAUUAUCUUCACAGACAAACAGCCGUUCACAGAAGAUAUAUCCUCGUCACCUCAUAAUCCCAAUAAAGCAGUAUGUCGAAUAGAAGAAGAAUCGAAAUUUUGUUCACUGAAAUAUCUGCCACGCUGGUCUUAUCGUGAAAAGGACGAUGAAGGAGAGAAGACUGCAGAUUUUCUUAAAAGUUUCAUUGUCACAAAACAUGAUAUUUGGAAAUGCACAGUGCAACAGUCUCAGCCACAGAUAACGUUUUAUAGAGCAGUGAUUGAAUAUGUUGGAAAGAUAGCCAUUGAUGAUAUUGGUGUGUAUCAGGAUGGGAAAACUAUAUAUCGUUACUUAUUGACAGAUACUUCAAUGAGUAUGGGCAUCAGACAAAUCAUGUACUUCAAGGAAGAUGAUCCUGAUAAGAGCCUCAGAUAUUAUGGUGGAAUUCAACUCAUGAUACCGGAAGGCCUGCCAGAAAAAGUGGCUACAGAAGAAGCUGCAGCAGAAAAAUCUGCAACGGAAAAAGCUAUAGCAGGAACAAUUGCAGCAGAAAAAUCAAAAGCAGAGCAGAAGAGAAAGUUUGAAAAGGGAGGAAACAAUCCUAAAAAAAUGAUGGGACCUGGAAAAUCGAAUAAUGGAGAUAAGAAUAAGAAAAAAAAUUAGAAUAAGAAUAAGAAAAAAAUAUCAAUACUGUCUCAUUAUCACUAUAUGCAUAAUAUGUUAAACAUAGCAAACUGGUAUUUAGGCAUUGACGAUAUUUAUAUAUCAAGAAAUAGAAAUAUAAAUAGGAAUAUAUUUAUCAGCCGAUAAAUACUUAAAAUAGUACAGUGGGCCAUGUCACAUAUAAACAUCUCAAUAUAAAAAAUACAGGUUACAACAUACCUAUAAACAUCAAUCAAUAAUUACAACAUAACAAUUCUCGUAAUUAUAUAAAUAUUAUAUCAGUCAGCUUGAAAGAAAUUAUUUAUAAUAUCACAAGGGAGAUCAAAGAACUCUCCAACACUGUACAGUGGGUUCUCUAAAAGCAUCCUUUUCACUUUUGUUUUGAAAACAGAUAUACUCAGAUUCCUGGAACACAGCGGUAAUCUAUUGAAAGCUCUUAUUGAUAGAACGUCAGAUUGACACUGCAACUUUCUCAAUCUUACAUAGAGAACAUCCAAAUAAUUACUCUGUCUAGUGUCAUGCCUAUGCAUUUCUGAUCUACACUUCAAAGUAUGCAACUCAUUUUUUCUUUUAUCAGAAGAAGCAUAACAUACAAACUGAACACUUUCAUAAUAUGUUGUGAUUUAAAAAGAGGACGACAAUGCGCAUAGUAGUCUGAACAAGUCAUUAUUCCCAGUCCUUUUUUUGGAGUAAUAGAUUGAAUUCAUAAUCAUAAGCAAAGAGGUAUGAGAAUAUUUUGGAUUUUAAUUUUGAUUUAAAAUUUCGAGGAAAUAUCCAUGUUGCCAUAUUGUGCGAAAUGCUGGCUACCUUUUCUUGGAAGUCCUUAAAACUGGAUAUAUUCAAAUCGACAACACAGUCAUUGAAGAGUUGAAGAGUCUCAAUGCAUAAAAUAUCCAUCCAGUGGACUUGACAGCAGGUGACAGCAGGGUUGGUGAAAAGUAUGGCAACAGCUGAAUAUUUCUUUUGAAAUUAAAAUUUGACGAUAAGUCUGAUUGUGGAUCCUAUUCUAAAGGAAAAAACUGCUUUUCUGUCGCUUCAAAAUGUUGCUCCCCCAUCUUGAAAACGCCAUUAUGGAACCAGCUUAAUUUUUUUGAUAGGGAGGUGGUCCUAUUAUACAUAUUCAUUCCAAUACAAAAUUUCAAGAAAAAAUGAAUGACGGAAACCGCAGAUCAUUUUGUAUCUUAUUCGGUUUCAAAGUUAUUCACAUUUUAAAGAUAUUAUUAAAUAAUACAAAGAAUAAAUAAAUGAGUAUGCCUUUAUUAAAAAUCUGUGACAGAUGAAACAUUUCGGUACAAAGUUGGUGGAUGCUACUGUGAGUGUUACAACUAACACUUAAAAAAGUAAAAUUUGAAAUAGUUUGGAUUUUUUUCAGAAUUGUGAACUGAUUCAUUUCUAUUUUGUAUGUCUAUAUUUGAAUGUGAAUAACUUUAGAACGGUUUGAGAUAUCGAUAUGUGGUUUCCAACAUCAAUUUUAUCUUGAAAUUGUGUAUUGGAAUCAUGUAUCACAAAACAUCCAAAUAUCUGACUACCGUACCUAAUUUGAUUCUUUCAAAUUCCAGCAACCACUAAUAGUAACUUCUACUCACGUAUUUAACACUUCAAACAAGAACAUUUCGACUGUUAUAUUUUUUAAGUACUGAUUUGUUGUAUCUAUUGUAUAUUCAUUGUAUUCCUGUAUGAUUCAUUGGUAUCUUCAAAUAUGUAUAUCUUUGAAACAGUUUCAUAUAUCGAUGUACGGUUCCAACCAUUCAUUUACUCUUGGAAUUCCUUUUUUUAAAUCAUGUAUCACAUGAUACCCUUCCUAUGAAUCCAAUAAAGUUGAACUCAAUAUGGUUUAUCCAAGGAUGUGGACCAACAUUUUUAAGCUUCAGAGAGAAAAGUAGUUUCCAAUUCAAAUAGUAUCCCCAAUUAAACUGUCAAAUUAUCUUUGGAAAAGUAAUAUGAAACUGUUUCCAUAGUUUUCACCAACCCUGUAAGCCUGAGAGAGACUUUUAAAACAUCUUAUUGAAUCUCAAUGAACUCACUUUAUAUCACUUUUAAUUUCACUUCAGAGAAAAAGGACUUGAUCAGUCAAGUCAAAAGUUGAGUCAAAAAUGUGUUUAUUUCCAAUCUUUCCAAGGUUUUUAAGUUUUUAAUGUUACAGUGCUUGAUAAAUUUGAAAUACAAGGGCUAUUCACAAAGUAACAAACGUUUCAAUCUGAUGCCACCAGGCACCCAAAUCGAGUACUUUCGAGCAAGGUCUAUAAAAAUACAGGUCAUGCCACUCGUGUUCCUUAUGGAGCGGCCAUUUUAUGGGGUCUUUAUGGCGGUUCAUUUGAAAAUCCUAUCUAAUUCAAUUUGCUCGUAACAAAAUUAUGCAUUUUAAAAACAAUAUUCUAGCUAAUAUGUGAAUUCAAGUUUUACAUUUUUUAAUAAUGAAAUUUCAAUAAUAAAUGCUUUAAUUAUCAAUUUAUUUAUUAUUAAAAAUUGUUCUUAUUCUUUUAACUUAACGAUUAUGAUUCAUAAGGCAUUGGGACAAGACAGAAAUAUGCGAGGCCAACUUCAAGAAGAGUUUCAAGUUCCCGAUUAAUUAAAUCUAAAAAUCAACAAUUCAGUUCCUAGUUGGAAUCUUCUUCUUCUUCUUCUUUCAAUCAGGGAUUAGGCUAUUGCCUGUUCCGACUCACAUUCAGCUUGUAAUUAGAAUAAAUAAUAAUGAUAAAUAAAAUCUAUGAAUUAAUAGCAUCAAUAUAAUCUAAUCUAAUAUCAUCAUAAGCAUCACUACAAUCUACUGUUUUUAUUUUAUAAUAAAUACAGUGAUGAUUGCCAUCUUUUUCGUGGCCUGCCUAUGUCUCUUUUGCCUACCGGUUUAUACUUGAAAAUUCUGUGAGGAAGCCUCACUGAAUCAGCUGACAUUCGUUCCACAUGCUCUUUCCAUUGCUGACGAUAAGAUGCAACUCCCUCAUUCAGGCAGAAGAUAUUCAGCUCUUUCCGUAUAUCCUCAUUCCUGAUGUGAUCUCUUCUGUUACAGCCCUUAAUUCUGCGAAGAAAUCUCAUCUCAGCUGCCUGAACUUUACUCUCAAGUGGCUUUGAUGUUACCCACGAUUCACUACCAUAGAGUAGUAGUGGAGCUGCCAUUGUCUCAUAAAAUUUCAUUAUCGUGCUUCUGGUAGCUUUCUUUCCCAGUUCCCUUUCUUAGUUGGAAUCUAAAUAUUAUUAUUCUGUCGAAACAAUUUAUUCAAAAAUUCAAAGCCAAACAAUAUCCCUUGAACAAUAUAACAAAAUUGCACAUCAUGUUGUUCAAUCUAUAAUGAUAACAGUUGAAAAAUUUGAAAAUUGGUGAACUAGAACCCCAUAAAAUUGCGAUUUAGCAAUGCAUCACGGGAUUGUGUCAUGACCUUGCUUACAAAAACAGACGUGUUAUGCUUGAUAUUCAGUGGCUUUCCAGCUGUACCAGCAAAAGUAAGAUUGCGCUGCACUUUGCUGCAGCAUUCACGUUUUAAAUGUGCGCUGCAAUUGAAAAUCCCACGAGUUGUGAGGUCAGAUCUGUAAACGGUUUUUGUUAGCCAAAAACCUAAAGCCAAUAAUUGAAAUUUAUUGUGAGUUUUGCAAAGUGUACGGGAACAACGUUAUGAAUGAAAGUUCGGUUUGGAGAUUGUAUACAGUUCAAAAAUGGUCGCACUAGCGUUCAUGAUGAGGAGAAGAGUGGACGAUCGUGCCUUGUCACUGAUGAACAGGUUCAAGGUCACUCUCAAUGAAACUUCAUCUAGAGAGACCUUGACUGGUUGCCAAAGUCGAUUAGAGAAUCCGGGAAAAUUGCCGCUUUACAAUAAUUCCUGACCUUGCUCCAAGUGACUUUCACUGGAUUCUAUGAUGAAGCUAUUUCGAAGCUCGUCCAACGCGAAAAAAAACUAUUUUUCCUGCUCUUUUCAAAUGUAUAUAUUACAAUAAUUACGUCUUAUUCAAUAUUUUUAUUUCUUUUCAAAACAUUAAUUGUUACUCUCUGAAUAGCCCACGUAUCAAAGCUAUAGAAAAUGAAAAAUACAAUUAAUAAGUUAUUCUAUGAUAUUAUAUCAUACGUAGUGGAUUGUGCAUUAUGUAAUUGUAAGGAAAAAUAAUAUCAGAACGAUGAGUCGAAAUGUUUUUUGAUUAUUUUUAUUCUGUAGAAUUUAAAAAUAACUUCAUAAUACGAUAUCUCAUAUUGACCAAUAACGGGCAAUAUAAUGAUGUCAUGUGGAGAAAAUAUAAAUUUCUAGUUUGUAGAAUUUGAAAAUAACUUUCAAAUACAAAAUCUCGCAUAUCGACCUAGAAUGGGCAAUAUCAUAUAAUGUAGAAAAAAUAUAAUUUGUUGAUCAUUGUGAAUGUUAUAAUAUCAAGUUUUAUCAAUGAUUCAACUUUUGUUUCAAAUAAAAUACAAUUAUCAAUUGAA
Molecule: messenger RNA, 5993 nt
Organism: Nilaparvata lugens (brown planthopper)
Lineage: Eukaryota; Metazoa; Arthropoda; Insecta; Hemiptera; Delphacidae
Exons: 9
Coding region: 77-1588 (503 amino acids)
Source: RefSeq, a predicted model, not a curated record